Messenger RNA from Wasmannia auropunctata (little fire ant), 2359 nucleotides. Its product is annotated as mediator of RNA polymerase II transcription subunit 15-like. The transcript is spliced from 2 exons. The coding region runs from base 75 to 1751 and encodes 558 amino acids. Gene Ontology annotation, molecular function: structural constituent of chitin-based larval cuticle. The record is from RefSeq and is a predicted model, not a curated record. Gene Ontology annotation, cellular component: chitin-based extracellular matrix. Lineage: Eukaryota; Metazoa; Arthropoda; Insecta; Hymenoptera; Formicidae.
UCUCAGUGAAACUCACGGAGGACCGUUCCCCGACAAGUAGUACCUUCCCCCUCCUCGUCAGCGACGCGUGCACCAUGAGGAUUAUAUUGCUGGUAAUCCCGGCGUGUCUGCUCGCCCUAACGGAAGCGCGGCGAGUGCAGAUCCGGCCUCGCGUGACGGAGCCUCAAGUGUACUACGAGGAAGAGGACAAUCAGGCCGCCGAGGACGAUUUCGACACCGUAGCGGUUUAUCAGCCGCGCACCCGCGCGCUUCCUUCGCCACGGUCUAAGGACGCGCUGCACGGGUCGAAGCCGCCGCCGGUGCAGACAAUCAGGAACUACAAUAAGGUUAACGACGACGGAUCCUUCACCUUCGGCUACGAGGCGGCCGACGGUUCCUUCAAGGAGGAGACCCGCGGCACCGACUGCGUCGUACGCGGCAAAUACGGCUACAUCGAUCCGGACGGCAAUAAGAGAGAGUUCACCUAUGUCUCGGGCAACCCCUGCGAUCCGAACGCACCCAAGGAAGAAGAGGAAGAGGAAGAGGAAGAAAAGGAGGAACUUCCUGGACGGGCGAAUUAUCCUGUCGUCAGGCCUGUACCUCGACCUGUGAGGCCGACGUAUCAGCCGACCACUACUCGUGCGCCCACCACGAUAUUCCAGUCCGAGUAUCAGCUCGACGACGAUGCCAGCCAGGAACUGACCGAGGACGACCUCAAGCCGCAGCUGCGGCCGUCAGCCUUCAGAAGACCCACGACCAUAGUGCAGGUCACGCCCUCCACCGCCAUUUACGAAUCUUCGCCGUCUCCCACUCCGUCUCUCUUUAGGUUAGCUUCCACCCCUGCAGCCCAAUAUCAGACCACCGCGUCGCCCGUCCUCCGUAGUCAGCCGACAGUCACCUCGAACGUCUAUCAGUCGCUCGAGACGACCACCCGCCGACCGGUGACCCGCCAUCCCAGGCCCCAGUCGGUUGCGAUAACCCCACGACCCCACGUCGCCCAAGUAGCCGCGCAAUACGUCUCCCCUAGUAGCACCGAACGUCCCGGCAGUCUGCUCUACGCCCAGACCCACCCCACGAUAUCGCCGUUGCGCACCACGACCUCCGCUAGUGCGCCCCACCUCGACUUUGCCGCAGAGCUCGAGCGUUACGUGAACACGGUCGGCUCGCACGUAUCCGCCGCGAGGCCCCAGAGCGCCCAAGCCUCGCCCCAAACCUCGAGAGUUAAGUUGACCGGUCAGACAUCGGUCACCGCCGCAUCCGCAGCCGCUGAGCCCAUCUACCAAUCGGAGCUCGUGUACGAUCCCGCGACCGGUCAGUACAAUACCCAGCUUUAUCAGACACUGCCCCAAACCGUGGGUGACUUUAGCCUCAGUCACAAACUCCAACCGUUCGUAGCCCAGCCCCAGUCCCUGCUCGGUCUGCAGCAGCUGCAACAGUACCACCAGCAGGCCCAGCGUCCGGUCUAUAAGCAGGCCCAAUCGGCACCCACCCCGACCAUAGCCCAGCCCCAGGAGGUACUCUAUAGGAAGCAGCAGGCGCAGUUGUUGCAGCAGUCCCAGCAUCUCUACGCGCAGCAGCAACGCCGCCAGCAGCAGCAGCAGCACCAGCAGCAGCAGCAACAACCUCACAGGCUCCAGCUGCUGGAGUCGCAGAGAGAACCCCAGGCGUUCUAUUACGUCGCGCCCCUGAAGGCCUCCUCCGCCACCUCGUCCCUCUCAGUAGGUCAGAUCGAUCAGUUUCUCCGAGGUAGCGCCGCCAAUAAUAACUACUGAUGCGCAUCAAUCUGAGUCGCGAUUCCUAAGAGAUCUCCCUCGGAUCCUCGAAUCGCCCCUCGUCGAUAUUUAUCAUUCGGUAUUGCCUCGAGCGUCCCUCGCGGGCUAGACCAUCGAGGAUCUCGGCGCCGGUUUACUUAUCAUCAAUGUCGGCCCGAUGCGUACACAGAGGGUAUUACAAUAUAAGUAUAUGCAUUAUAUAUAAAGUAUAUAUCUCACGUGUGGUAGCGCCGAAGUUAUGGGAUAUACGAAGUGUAUCUCGCCGAGUGAAUGGCGCACACGAGUGCUUCGAGCUGCACGCGUUGCACGCGGGGGAGGGGGGGAAUGCGUGUACGGUAUAUAUUUAAAUAUAAUCGGCGCGACGCGAGAAAGGCGCGCGAACAUAGUUACGAUGAAAAGUAUCGCGGAUAACAGAGGCCGCAGAUUUUUACCGUCACCGCGCGUCGCAGAAAACGCGAACUUUCCGAUAAGCGUAUUCAAAGUUUACUUAUUACGAACGGGAUCUCGCGGGUUUUCCGGUAAUUUUCAUUUUACAGUAACGUGGGAUCUUCCGAAUUACCUUGUUCUCGAUAGCACUUUCAUACUUUAGUCGUAUGUAAUUGUGUAUA